Molecule: messenger RNA, 1377 nt
Organism: Euleptes europaea (tarantolino)
Lineage: Eukaryota; Metazoa; Chordata; Lepidosauria; Squamata; Sphaerodactylidae
Product: alcohol dehydrogenase 1A
Exons: 9
Coding region: 34-1164 (376 amino acids)
Biological process (GO): retinol metabolic process; retinoic acid metabolic process
Cellular component (GO): cytosol
Molecular function (GO): zinc ion binding; all-trans-retinol dehydrogenase (NAD+) activity
Source: RefSeq, a predicted model, not a curated record
AGCACGAAAGAGCAGUCAAGAAUCAGAAGCACCAUGAGCACCGCAGGCAAAGUCAUUAAAUGCAAAGCAGCUGUCGCUUGGGAGAUUAAAAAACCCCUGGUCAUUGAGCAAAUCGAAGUAGCUCCCCCAAAGGCUCAUGAAGUUCGUAUUAAGAUUUUGGCCACAGGGAUCUGUCGCUCAGAUGACCAUGUGCUCAGUGGUGCAUUUGCUAUGCCUCUCCCAAUGGUUUUGGGCCAUGAAGCAGCUGGAGUUGUGGAAAGUGUGGGAGAGGGAGUAACUUGUGUGAAACCAGGAGACCAUGUUAUCCCUCUCUUUGUCCCACAAUGUGGAAACUGCAGUUCUUGCCGGAGUACAAAAGGCAACCUUUGUUCUCAACAUGACCUUAGUGAAGGUCGUGGUUUAAUGCCCGAUGGCACCAGCAGGUUUACUUGCAAAGGGAAGAAGCUUUACCAUUUCAUUAGUACCAGCACCUUCACGGAAUACACGGUGGUGCAUGAGAAUGCAGUGGUGAAAAUUGAUGCUGCUGCCCCUAUGGAAAAAGUGUGUCUGAUUGGCUGCGGGUUUUCCACUGGUUAUGGAGCAGCUGUUCAAACAGCCAAGGUGGAACGUGGUUCUACCUGUGCCGUCUUUGGUUUGGGAGGGGUUGGUCUCUCGGCCGUCAUGGGAUGCAAGGCUGCAGGAGCUUCCCGGAUUAUUGGAGUUGACAUCAACAAAAGUAAAUUUGCCAAAGCUAAAGAGCUGGGAGCCACCGAAUGUGUCAACCCACUGGAUUACAAGAAGCCCAUCAAUGAAGUAUUGUUUGAUUUGACUGAUGGUGAAGGUGUAGAUUAUUCAUUUGAAGUGAUUGGACGCACAGAUACCAUGACUGCUGCCUUGGCUUCCUGCCACCAGAACUAUGGAACCAGCGUAAUUGUGGGUGUGCCUCCUUCUGCAUCUGAGAUCUCCUUUGAUCCAAUGCUUCUUUUCACUGGCCGUACCUGGAAAGGAUCUGUGUUUGGAGGUUGGAAGAGCAAGGAUUCUGUCCCUAAACUGGUUUCUGAUUUCAUGGGGAAGAAAUUUGUUUUGGAUCCAUUAAUUACUCACACAUUACCUUUAGAAAAAAUCAAUGAAGGGUUUGAACUGCUCCGGUCUGGAAAGAGCAUCCGCACUGUUUUGACAUUUUAAGAACCUGAAUAAGAUUGGACUGACAAUAGCUGAAGAUCGUUCUCCAAGGCUUUUCUAAUGAACCAUAUGCGCUGGGCUUUUGGUUUCUUCUGUUCUAACACCUAUGUUUGCAUAAUGGACCAAAUGAAUGCCGAAUACUAGGAUGAAAUUGUGGAAUUCAUCAGGAAAUUUGAUUAUAUUAGCUUUGCUAACCUGUAAUGGAUUAGAUUAACA